ACUUACAACUGGAAACUGAGUCAGUAUUUAACCAGGGAGCGAAUGAAUAACUGUCAGUCUGACAGUUUGACUACUGGAUUAUUACUACUUAGUAAUUUUUGAAUUGAGUUCUACAAACCACAUAGCCUACUGUUUGUAUUUUUAAUCUUUUAUAGUAGCACAAGUUUGAACUUUUUUCACAAAUUAUGGACAAAGAGCGUACCACCAUGAUUGCGUUCUGGAAGGAGCAUUCUCAACGUGCCACAGUGGAGGAGAUGAUGCUGGAUUCCAACGCACAGCAGCUGACCAAGCAUGAGCUGCCUGAGAUCCUGGAGAUGCUGCCCAGCCUGGAUGGCAUUGAUGUAUUGGAACUAGGUGCUGGCAUUGGACGAUACACAAGUCAUUUCAUUGGCAAGGCACAUCACGUGACGGCCGUGGACUUUAUGGAGAACUUUGUGGAAAAAAACAAGGAAGAGAACAGUCACCUUGGAAACGCAGAGUUUAUCCAAGCAGAUGUCACACAGCUGGAGUUUCCUGAAAAGAGUUUUGACCUGAUCUUUUCUAACUGGCUGCUCAUGUACCUGAGUGACAAGGAGCUGUGCUCACUGACAGAGAAGAUGCUGUCCUGGCUUCGUCCCAGCGGUUACCUCUUCUUCAGAGAAUCCUGUUUCCACCAAUCAGGAGACAGUAAGAGAGAUUUUAACCCCACUCACUACCGUAGUCCUGCCCAUUAUAACCAUCUGAUCACAUCAGUUAUAUGGGAGGAGUCAGAGGAGAAGGGUAAACGGUCCUAUGGGUUUGAUACCGUCCUGAGCAGAACUGUACAGACCUACAUUAAGAUGAAGAAAAACAAGAAUCAAGUGUGUUGGCUGAUGCAGAAAGCUUGUCGGGACUUGGACCAGCAGCACCAAGGAGGCUUCAGCACCUUCCAGCAGUUCCUGGAUAACCAGCAGUAUACACGCAGGGGAAUUCUGCGAUAUGAGAAGAUGUUCGGCUCUGGUUAUGUCAGUACUGGUGGAUCCAGAACCACCAAGGAGUUUGUUGACCUGCUGAACCUUAGGCCAGGACAAAGAGUCCUCGAUGUGGGCUGUGGAAUUGGGGGAGGAGAUUUCUACAUGGCCAAGACCUUUGGGGUGGAUGUUUUGGGAAUGGACUUGUCAUCAAACAUGGUGGAGAUCGCUAUGGAGAGGGCUGUGACUGAGAAACUGCCAUCUGUGCAGUUUGAGGUGUCAGACGCCACUAAGAGAACAUUUCCAGAUAGCUCGUUUGAUGUGGUGUACAGUAGGGACACCAUUCUGCACAUCAGUGAUAAACUCAGACUCUUCAGAAAAUUUCAUUCAUGGUUGAAGCCUGGUGGAAAGGUGCUAAUCAGUGAUUACUGCUGUGGAGAGAAACCAUGGACUCCUGCCUUUCAGGAGUAUGUUAACCAGAGAGGUUACAUCCUUUAUACACCACAGAGAUACGGCAAGUUCUUGGAAGAAGCAGGGUUCACCAAUGUAAGAGCAGAAGACAGAACUGCCCAGUUCAUUCAGGUGAUAAAGGCUGAGCUUAAGAGAGCAGAGGAGAUUAAAGUGGAAUUUAUACAGGAGUUUUCCCAGGAGGACUAUGAUGCUAUUGUAAAUGGUUGGACAGAAAAGUUGCAGCGCUGUGAAGCCGGAGAUCAACGCUGGGGUCUGUUCUAUGCCACCAGAGACUGAGAGAAGUAGAGAGAGAGCUCCUACAGGUUCUAUAGGUACAGAAAGAGAAAGAGAACAACUGUGAAAUUUGAUGAAGAUUUUAUUUUAAAUGCCAGAAGUUGAAGAAUUGUACAAAAUAUAUUAGGAUUCUGUAAAUGAAAACAGGCCAAUGUGGCGUUAAAAUCGUAAUAAUUUUUAAGAAUUGUAACAUGUCUUAAAUAAAAAGAAAUAUUUUUCCCUUGUU
Pangasianodon hypophthalmus (striped catfish) is the source of this 1899-nucleotide messenger RNA. It is a transcript of the gene pmt, whose product is annotated as phosphoethanolamine methyltransferase. The transcript is spliced from 12 exons. The coding region runs from base 186 to 1676 and encodes 496 amino acids. The record is from RefSeq and is a predicted model, not a curated record. NCBI's taxonomy places the organism in Eukaryota, Metazoa, Chordata, Actinopteri, Siluriformes, Pangasiidae.